AAGGAGUCCCUUGAUGGGACGUAGAGUGACGUCACAACCGCGACACUUCCUCGUUUAUGUCCUGACCUGAAUCGGAGAUCAGUCCACCAAAAUGCAUCUAUGCAGGAAUCCCCCCGAGAGGAGAAAGCGUGGCGACUCGCAAGCCUGAUUGUCGUCGUCGUUCACACCCGUGCUCGACCCCUCGCCGUCAUGCUGUGCUGGGGUAACGCGAGAGAUGGCCAGUUGGGGAUGGGCGCGGACGGAGACCCGCUGACUGAGCCCACCAGCUGUCCGGCGUUCAGAGGCAUGGGGUUCAAAGAAGUGGCGUGCGGCGCGCGGCACUCGGUCUUCCUGCUGCAUGACGGGAGCGUGUACACGUGCGGCUCCAACAGCUGUGGGCAGCUGGGCCACGACAAAGCCGGCGCCUCCCCAGAGCUGGUGGGAUCUCUGGACGCCCAGAAGAUCGCCACGGUGUCGAGCGGCCGGGCCCAUUCCGUGGCGAUCAACGAGCAGGGCCAAGUGUUCACGUGGGGGGCCGGCGAAGGGGGUCAGCUCGGCCUGGGGACCGCAGAGGCAGCUGUUCGAAUCCCGAGGAUGGUGAAAAGGUUGUGUGACCACAGCAUUGCCCAAGUCAUGUGUGGUAACCAACACUGCAUUGCACUUUCUAGAGAUGGUCAGCUGUUCACCUGGGGCCAGAACACCAACGGUCAACUGGGUCUGGGCAAAGGUGAGUCCAGUAAGCUUUUCCCGCAGCCCUUGAAGUCUCUGGCGGGGAUUCCGUUAGCGCAGAUCACCGCCGGAGGGGACCACAGCUUCGCGCUCUCCUUGUCUGGAGCCGUGUUUGGCUGGGGGAAGAACAGAGCGGGUCAACUGGGUCUCAAUGAUAAACAAGACCGAGCUGUUCCGUGCCACAUCAAGUUUCUGAGGUCUCAAAAAGUGGUUUACAUCAGCUGUGGCGAGGAGCACACAGCAGCCCUCACCAAGGAUGGCGGCUUGUUUACAUUUGGCGAAGGUUCGAGUGGUCAGCUGGGUCACGGCUCCAACAACAAUGAAUCUUUACCCCGACGGGUGCUGGAGCUGAUGGGCACGGAGGUAUCCCAGAUCACCUGUGGCAGUCACCACACGCUGGCAUUUGUGCCCUCCUCUGGUUUGGUGUAUGCAUUCGGUUGUAACCGCCAUGGUCAGCUGGGCACAGGAACUCAGAAUAAUGCCCAAAGCCCAUUUCCUGUCUUGACUGGCUUCCUGACCAGGAACGGACACAGAUCGGUAACCAAAAUUAUCUGUGGAGGAGAACACAGUUUCCUAUUGUACUCUAAUCAGGAGAGUUCUGUGGCCCCGGAGGAUUUUCGAGUGACGAAUGUCAACAAAAGCCUCACCCGCAUCACGCAUGAAAGAAUAAAUUCCUGGAGGGUAAAACUCAUGUCCAACGCAGAUUCAGGCGCCAGAAACGACAUCAUAAUUCAACUGUCCUCCACUGCUUGUUGGAAUGGCAGCUUCUUGGACCAAAGCGAUGAUGCCCACUUCAAGACCAACCCAAAGAUUCCAGGCAUCGAUCUCAACUCUGUCAGGACGCUAUUUGAGGAGCUCAGCCAGCCGGCCUUUUCCGGACUCCUGGAGCAGGCCACCAAGAGUUUCGAGAGUCUGCUGAUCCCGCAGCUGCCGAGCUCCCCUCCCGACGUGGAAGCCAUGAGGAUCUACCUCAUCUUGUCCGAGUACCCGGCUCUGCAGGACUCCAAGUACUACAUCCGCCUCACCAUCCCUCUGGCCAUGGCCAUCCUACGGCUCGACACCAACCCCGGCAAAGUAUUGGAUAACUGGUGGUGCUUCGUGGAUGGCGGCGUGUUCGAACGGAUGGUGGAUAUGUACAAGAGCAUCGUCGUGUUCAUGCUGGCCAUUGGCAAGAUGUGCCUUGUACCUUUGUUCUACGACAGCUACUUUCUCGCCACCCUAAGGCUGCUGGAGAAACUCCACAAGGUGAACCAGAAGGCCAAUCACGUGGAGUACAGCCGCUUUUAUAUCCACGACGUCAACAACCUGGUCGACAUGGAGGAGGACUACCUCAAGUGGUUUCUAAACAAGGCUGAAAAGGAACUGGGAUCGUCUUCUUCCAAUUCUCAACAGAUAGACUUCCCCUCAGUGAGCCUUUGUUCCUACCCGUUCAUUUUGAAUGCACAAGCCAAGACAACUAUGCUGCAAACAGACGCCGAGCUGCAAAUGCAGAUGGCAGUAAGCAACGCCAACAUCCACAACGUCUUGAGGGUGCUCACGCUGGAGCCCCAGCCAUUCAGGAACCUGUACCUGGUGCUGCACGUGCGCAGGGAGCAUCUGGUCAACGACACGCUGCGGGAGCUCACCAUGUAUUUUGAUGUGGACUUCAAGAAGCCGCUCAAGGUGACGUUUGACGGUGAGGAGGCUGUGGACGCGGGCGGCGUGACUAAAGAGUUUUUCCUGCUCCUGCUGAAGGAGCUGCUGGAUCCUGUUUAUGGAAUGUUCACGCAGUAUUCAGAGUCCAACCUGCUGUGGUUCUCGGAUAAAUGUUUUGUGGAGCAGAACUGGUUUCACCUCAUCGGCAUCGUCUGCGGUCUGGCCAUCUACAACUCCACAGUGGUGGACCUCCACUUCCCUCUGGUCCUCUACAAGAAGCUGCUGGACGUGGCGCCCGUACUGGACGACCUGGAGGAGCUGUCGCCCACUGAGGCCCGGAGUCUUCAGCAACUUUUGGACUAUGAAGGAAGCGACGUGGAGGAGACUUUUCUUCUCAACUUUGCAAUCACCAGAGAGAACUACAGCGUGACGGAGGUGAAGGAGCUGAUCCCAGGAGGACAGCACGUCAGCGUGGACCAACACAACAGGAAGGAGUUUGUGGAGGCGUACCUCCGCUACGUGUUCUGCGACUCCGUCAGCGAUCAGUAUUCCGCUUUCGCUUCGGGCUUCCUGAAGGUGUGCGGAGGAGACGUGUUGUCGCUCUUCCAACCAUCCGAGCUGAUGGCCAUGGUGGUGGGCAACAACAACUACAACUGGGACGAGAUGGAAAAGAACGCAGAGUACAAAGGAGAAUAUUCAGCCACUCAUCCCACCGUCAGAUUCUUCUGGGAGGUUUUCCACCAGUUCCCCGAGGAGAAGAAGAAGCAGUUUUUAUUGUUCCUGACGGGCAGCGACCGCAUUCCCAUCCACGGCAUGGCCAGCCUGAAGAUCGUCAUCCAGUCGACGGCGGCGGACGAGCAGCACCUGCCCGUGGCGCACACCUGCUACAACCUGCUGGACAUGCCGCGCUACCACACCAAAGACGUCCUGCGCCGCCGCCUCACUCAGGCCAUCGAGCAGUACGAGGGCUUCAGCCUGGUCUAGCGGCAGGGUCAAAGGUCAGACUGCCCGUUUGGCGCCCGUAUCAAAAAGGUCUACUCUUCUUCCAAGGGCCGUGCAAUUGUCAAAUCUGUUAUUUAACGUUAAAUAAUAAUCAUCUUUCUUCAUGCAUUAGCAUCUUCUAUGUUACUCUGUGGCGUUCAAGUGGCUGUUGUUUUGCUGGGAUAUCUGAGCACUGUCGGGGUUUUGAGCGUUUGUUUGAAAAGCAAUGUAUUUUCUAUUCAUGACAUUCUAUUUUUCCUUCUUGUUUAUAUGUUCCAAAUAUUUUAUUAAGCAGCUGUUUCUUUUUUUUGCACCUGAAUAAAAAACAAAACUAUA
Messenger RNA from Nerophis lumbriciformis (worm pipefish), 3660 nucleotides. It is a transcript of the gene herc3, whose product is annotated as HECT and RLD domain containing E3 ubiquitin protein ligase 3. Gene Ontology annotation, cellular component: cytoplasm. Gene Ontology annotation, molecular function: ubiquitin-protein transferase activity. The record is from RefSeq and is a predicted model, not a curated record. NCBI's taxonomy places the organism in Eukaryota, Metazoa, Chordata, Actinopteri, Syngnathiformes, Syngnathidae.